Lycium barbarum (goji berry) is the source of this 1585-nucleotide messenger RNA. RefSeq lists its product as uncharacterized. Gene Ontology annotation, molecular function: protein binding. The coding region runs from base 18 to 1289 and encodes 423 amino acids. The record is from RefSeq and is a predicted model, not a curated record. Lineage: Eukaryota; Viridiplantae; Streptophyta; Magnoliopsida; Solanales; Solanaceae. The transcript has 4 exons.
AGAGAGAUUAACCAAAAAUGGAGUCUUUAACUAUGAAAAAUUUGAUCUUUGCAACUCAAUUUUCAAUUCCAAUGAGGAAUUCAACAAACCCAUUUCAUAUAAGAAGGAUUUGCAGCUCUUCUUGGAAAAUUCACUUCAAAAAAUCAGACUUUCAAGUUCCAAUGAGGAAUUCAAGAAACCCAAUUCAUAUACGAAGGAUUUGCAGCACUUCUUGGAAAAUUCGCUUCAAAAAAUCAGACUUUCAAGAUUUUCGGGACUAUGUAAAACCUUCCCGCCUAUUACCAACCACUGACGUAAAAUUCAGUGGAGAUUGGUCGCUGGAAAACAUGCUCAAUCAUUCAAAAGUGGAUAAAUCCAAUUCGAUUUACCAAGUCAAGCUGCAAACAAGUAGUGCAUAUGGGUCAGAUUUUACCGACAUAAACUCUGAAGUCCUGCUUUGUUUGAUAGAUGAAAAUGGCAACUCAAUCUUACAGAGGAUAUCGGCUGGUUCUGAUCGUCUCCACUUCCAAAGAGGUUCCGUAGAUGAGUUCAUAGUUGAGGGACCUAAACUUGGAAAAAUUGCGGCUGUUUGGAUCAGCCCAGAAUCAGGUCAGUGGAGACUUGGAGGUAUAAGCAUAACUGUUAUUUCCCUACUAAGUUCUGCGUCAGUAGAAAACGAGAAGAAUUUAUCCGACUGCACAGCCAUCCAAUAUGACUUUGAUAUCGAGGAUGUCUUGCUCGGUGAGAAAAGCGAUAGUUCCAUGAUGGAGUUUAGACCAUGUUCAGUUACCGAGUCUUCCCAGGACAACAUCGUAUCACUAAGCGAAAAAACUUCGCCAUCAUCUUCCCUUAACACUCAGAACAUAUCGAACGAAGACACCAUGAAGGAAUACGCAGACUUGAAACUAUCUUUAUUGUUUUACGAUGCAAUCCUUACCAUUGCUGGUUCGUCAAUUGCAUUCUUAGCUGGGGAAAAGUCUGCAAUCGCCUUCUUAACAGGUGGUAUCGGAGGAUUUUUAUAUUUAUUACUCGUGCAGAGAUCUGUUGAUGUUAUACCAUCUUCAGAAUUAACUUCAAGUAACAGGACAGAGACACUUGAUCGAACCGAUAAAGGAUUUAAGGGUUCGGUUUUAAACAUAGUAUUGGCUCUUGCAGUUACUACUGUUGCAGCAAAAUAUGCUCUCGGGGAUGUUGCUAGAGUGCUGACACCGCAAGAUCUCAUGCUUGGAACGAUCGGGUUUCUAUUGUCCAAGGUAUCCGUGAUUUUGGCAGCUUUCCUACCGAUAACAGGUUUAAGAGAAAACAAAUGAUACUAUACUCAUAAUAGUCCUUGUAUAUUCAUUUAUAACUAGUAUAGAGUUACAGAUACAUAGAUGUAUAGAAUGGAUAAACGUAUAUUGAACCGUGUGUCACUGGCCCUCCCGGAUUUCUCGGUUAUAAAAGAAAUUGAUAAACAUUUACCUUAGUUAUGAUUGGUAUCCGUGUACACAAACUCUAUUCUAAUCAUAAUACAGCUGUAUAUGCAUCCUAGAACAACAAAGAUAUGUACUUUGUCAAUAUUUGGAAAAUACUAAUGAGCUUUGUUAGUGACCUCAUUUUUGUUAUU